Penaeus monodon (black tiger shrimp) is the source of this 1909-nucleotide messenger RNA. RefSeq lists its product as uncharacterized. The record is from RefSeq and is a predicted model, not a curated record. NCBI's taxonomy places the organism in Eukaryota, Metazoa, Arthropoda, Malacostraca, Decapoda, Penaeidae. The transcript is spliced from 2 exons. The annotation marks the transcript as partial.
GUCGCCGCCAUGUCCUCCUCGUGCGUCCCCCCCAAGAACUGUGUCGUCCACGACCCCGACCCCGGCAGCCACGACAACGAUGACUCCCGCAGCGAGUGCGGGUCCCUCUGCACGUGCACUUCGAGCAGUAUGACCUCCAUCGCCACCUCUGUCAGCAGAGAUCCGCGAGGGUCCUCGGUGUCCCUCGCCAGCCCGGCCGUGUCCUCGGCGCCCAACGGCACCCCGGCGUCCCCGCAGGCUCAGGAGACCAGCGAUAACCCCUUUAUCGUAGUGUUCGUCCCAUCGCAGAUGCUCUCGGGGCGCCGCGGAUGCGGCACCUGCGGGACCUGCUACGGGGAGGCAGCAAUGAAAACGGCGCUGCGGGUGAUCCUCCGGACGGCGUGUGAGUUCUGCCCGUGGGUGGCAGGCUUCGUGAUCAUCUACUACACCUUCUACUGGUGGGGCCUCGGCUCCGGCUUCUCCGCCUUCCUCAUCAUGAUGGGGACGCACGCGCUCAUCCGCUUCAUCAGGGCUCGAAGCAGCUCCAAGUGCUUGUUCAAGUGCUCCCGCCGGGACAACGCCGACGUCCCCAACGUGAGAUAUUUACUGGGUCAUUCAUUUCUUUUAGGCAGCGUUUAUCCUGUUAAAAGAUGCUCUGAAGAGAGACCCCCAGACAUCGCUUUGGAGGAACCACCGUCUUACGAAGCAGCGGUGGUGAAACCGCCGCCUUACGACCUGUACCACCACCUCACGCCGACUCAGCCCCGCAGCGCACUGCAAGCGCCGCCAAUCACGGAGAAAAAGCUGCAAAAGUCACAGUUCCUGGGAUUGCCCAAUUUGCAGCAGCCUCCCAGUGUCACCGAUGACGAAGACGACGAUGUCUUUCUGCCAUCUUACCAGGAAGCCGUCAGACUCUCCUUCAAAAGUGAAAAAAAGUCUGAGGGUUAGGAUUCACCCUUGGAAAGAAGCCCCACGAAACUGGUAGUCCAUCAUCAAGCGUGGAGUCGACUCACCGGCUCGGCGCUCGUGGGAGAGGCAGAGAAGGGAACGCCUGUCGGGUUCCUUCGCGGUUCUGCUCGAGGUCUUGAACUUCUACGAGCCGUCGAAGGGCGUCGUGACGACAGGUCUUAAUAGGCUGUCUCAGCGAGCCUUAAUAGCAAGGGGGAGUCCGUUUCCCUUUAAACAAUUAAUAAUUAUAGCACUGAACGCUUAAGAAAGAAAUCAGGGACACAGGUGGAAGUUUGGCUAAUAUAGUAGUGGAGUAACUGUAACAUUAAUACCAUUAGCCCAGCGAUCUUAACCACCCUAUUUCGUCUUACACUCUUGGAGACCAACUUGAGCUCGGGUGUCUGCGCAGGUAUAAGUCACAAAUGCACCUGCGCAAGAUAAACCCGUUCCAGGAGCAUUUAUCCGGGUACUAAAGGCACUCCGAAAUAACUCAUCCAACAUACCUGAGCGGACUAAAUACCUUUGUUAUAGUUAAACACGGCAAAGAGUAUGGUAGUAUGUUCUAGGGCGUUGGCCGAAGGGGAAUACACAAUUAGUCAAUACAAUUACGGUGAAAUCACAUGGGUGUCGUUAAUCCAGUAGACUAUUAGAUAUUUAUUUAUAACUAUUUCUCAUUUUUUCUCGUUCUUGCUCACAGUUUCUAAUCUUCACAUGCGUGUCUUCAUUCGCAUGCCAUUCUUCGUUGUUCAUGUCGCGACUCAUAGAGGGCAUUGUCCAAUAUCAUUUUUUUUUUUUUUAUCAAGUCACUAUCAAUUAUGUCUUGGUGUGUUUUCCAGACUUUUUUUUACGUCAUGAAAUAUAUUUAUUGGACCUAAAUACAAACACAUUAAAGGCCAGUAUAUAAGAACUUUUUCUGCCGUUUGUGGCAAAGAAAUAUGUUCUUCCAUUUGUACUGAAGCAUUGAAUAAAUCUUGUUUAGGUA